Messenger RNA from Triticum aestivum (bread wheat), 556 nucleotides. RefSeq lists its product as uncharacterized. Lineage: Eukaryota; Viridiplantae; Streptophyta; Magnoliopsida; Poales; Poaceae. Bases 58 to 414 code for a protein of 118 amino acids. The record is from RefSeq and is a predicted model, not a curated record. The transcript has 3 exons.
ACUUUCUCUCACUCUCAUUCUCUCCCCCAUUGCCUCCCUUCUCCUCCUCUCUUCCCCAUGGAGCCAUGGAGGGAGCAAACUCCUCCCCCCACCAAAUCCACCACCAACCUCACCGGAGAUCGCCGGAGGAUGUCCCUGACAAGCUUCUCCACCACCUCCUCCUCGCCGGGAACCAUGGGAAAGGUCAAGCCCAAGCUUUUCCUCUUCUUCUUCCUCAAGCUCUCAAGGAUGAACUCGGCCCGAUCUACUUCUACGUUGCCCUACGUCAACAAGCGGCAUCAAGAUCAUGCUCUACUCAUCGUCGAGACCGAAGCGCUGGAGCAAGAGGUCGGCGAGUCCCAACAAGACCCCAUCGCCAACGAUGCCUCGGUUGGCACCCAAGGUGACCCACAGCUUUUCCGUGGACGGGAGUGAAGGUCUAAGCCUGGAGGAAGACACUAUCUUCAUAUAGUGUCAACCUUCCGUUUAGGUGAUCGUGAGUGCCAUGCUAAAACCUUUCACUGUAAAUACUCUGAAUUUGUUGUAAAUCAACUUGAAUCUAUUUAUGCAAAGUGAU